Empidonax traillii (willow flycatcher) is the source of this 3156-nucleotide messenger RNA. RefSeq names its product polo like kinase 4 (gene PLK4). Gene Ontology annotation, molecular function: protein binding; ATP binding; protein kinase activity. Lineage: Eukaryota; Metazoa; Chordata; Aves; Passeriformes; Tyrannidae. Bases 186 to 3095 code for a protein of 969 amino acids. Gene Ontology annotation, biological process: protein phosphorylation. The transcript has 16 exons. The record is from RefSeq and is a predicted model, not a curated record.
GGGGGGUAACGGCGCGACUUUUCAAAAUGUCGGCGGCGGGGCCGCGGAGAGGCCUCCGCGGGGCCCGGGAGCCAGCGGGGCCGCGCCGGGGCGGGCGGCCCGGGGCGCCCUGAUGGGCAGCCGCGGCCCAGGCCCUCGGUACAACCGGCAGCGCGGGACCCGGCGGAGGGAGAGCGGCCGGCGCCAUGGCGACCUGCAUAGGCGAGAGGAUAGAGGAUUUCAAGGUGGGGAACCUCCUGGGGAAGGGGUCCUUCGCAGGGGUCUACAGAGCGGUGUCCCUGAAAACCGGUCUGGAAGUGGCCAUCAAAAUGAUAGAUAAAAAAGCCAUGCACAAAGUUGGAAUGGUACAGAGAGUUCAGAAUGAGGUGAAAAUACAUUGUCAGCUAAAGCAUCCAUCUAUACUCGAGCUUUAUAACUAUUUUGAAGAUAGCAACUACGUAUACUUGAUACUUGAGAUGUGCCACAAUGGUGAAAUGAGCAGAUACAUAAAGAACAGAAAGAAACCCUUUUCAGAAGAUGAAGCCCGACACUUCUUGCAUCAGAUUAUCACAGGAAUGCUGUAUCUCCAUUCUCAUGGAAUACUGCACCGAGACCUCACCCUUUCCAACAUCUUACUCACCAACAACAUGAACGUCAAGAUUGCUGAUUUUGGACUCGCGACUCAGCUGAAAAUGCCUCACGAAAAGCAUUACACCAUGUGUGGAACUCCAAAUUACAUUUCCCCAGAGAUAGCCACGAGGAGCCCGCACGGGCUCGAAUCGGACGUGUGGUCUUUGGGUUGUAUGUUCUACACGCUUCUUAUCGGAAAGCCACCUUUUGACACGGACACGGUCAAGAACACGCUGAAUAAAGUAGUUCUGGCAGAUUAUGAGAUGCCAGCCUUUUUGUCCAGAGAGGCACAAGACCUUAUACACAGGUUACUCCGCAAAAACCCCGCAGAUCGCUUGAGCCUUUCCUCGGUGUUGGAUCAUCCUUUUAUGUCCAGGUCGAGCUCUGCACAGAGUAAAGACCUGGGAACUUCCGAAGAUUCCAUGGAUAGUGGAAACGCUACCAUCUCUACCACCUUCACGGGCUCUUCCAGCGUCAGUACCAGUGGUUACUUGAAGGAAAAGAAGAAGCUGGUAGUUGGACAGCCACUCCCGAAUAAAAUCACUUUUUUUCCUCAAAACAAGAAUUCCAGUAAUAAAUCCUCAGGAGAUGGAAGUGGCUCUUUUCAUCAGUGGGGGAUUCAGGGAAAGGAGAUGGGUGUACCGGGCAGGGGAAGAACCAUUCAGCCCGAAGAAGAGAGACCCCACUCGCGCUACCUCCGACGAGCCCACUCCUCGGAUAGGUCUGGCACAUCCCACAGUCAGACUCAAGGCAUAUCCAAUGUCAUCGAUCGAUGUCACUCCAUGGAAGUGCUUUCCAAGCCUAAAGUAGGAACAAGGGAAAAUGUGGAAUACUUUUCCCCUGCCAACAGCUACACUGAUAUAGGAGACAUAUUUAAGGAGAAGACUUCUAGUGGUUCUGGUUCUUUUGAAGGGCAGAUAUCUCCACCUGUCAAAGAUCAACCACACUCAAAUUAUCUCUGCCCAAUGAAGCCCCAGGUGGGUUUAUUAGAGCAGAAGUCCCAGGCUGAGACAAUGCAGCAGUGGCUUGGAAGCAUGCAAACAAAUGUUCCUCUGAGACCACCUGCAGACAUAACUGGCAGCAGCAAUGCACAUGGAGGGUUUCGGUAUCAUCUGGAUGUGCAGCAAGAGGCACCCAGAAAUGCGUGGAACACCUUAAAAGAGAUCAGGAAUCACGAUGCAUCCGUCGACUGCCCGCAUUCUUUAAACCAGAGAAACCCAAAGCAAUGCAUCCCUGGAGUUGUCUGCAAAUCUGACAAGUUUCAGCCAUCUCCCACGUGUGGCCUUUGGUCAACCUCGGAACAAACCCAAACGUGGGGCCAAGAACCACCGGCACCCCAGAAACCUGCGCUGCGGAGCAUCGUGUCACCCCUCAACGCUCGCAGGCUGAAACCAAUCAGGCAAAAAACCAAAAAUGCAGUGGUGAGCAUUCUAGAUACUGGGGAAGUGUGUAUGGAGUUUCUGAAAGAACACCAUUCACAGGAACUUGUGAAAGAAGUUCUCAGAAUAUCUUGUGAUGGAAAUGUGAUUGCAGUUUCUCAUCCAAAUGAAGGAAGAGGUUUCCUUCUUGGUGACAGACCUCCUGCUUCUUGUGAAGGCACCUGCAUGUAUAAUUUUGACAACUUGCCAGAAAAGUACUGGAAAAAAUACCAGUAUGCAGCCAAGUUUGUGCAGUUGGUAAGAACAAAAACCCCCAAAGUGACGUUCUAUACAAGAUAUGCCAAGUGCAUGUUGAUGGAAAAUUCACCCACUGCAGAUGUUGAAGUUUGUUUUUAUGAUGGAGCAAAGAUACACAAGACAGCUGGUAUAACUCGUGUGAUUGAAAAAUCAGGGAAAUCCUUCACUUUGAAAGGAGAAAAUGAAGCAGGGCUGAAGAAGGAAAUACAAGUUUAUAUGGAUCAUGCCAAUGAAGGACAUCGUAUAUGCCUUGCUCUGGAAUCUGCUGUUUUGGAAGAAGAAAAAAGGAGUGGAAGUGUUCCAUUUUUUCCAAUAAUUGUUGGAAGAAAACCUGGUAAUACUGAAUCACCACAGGCUGUAACACCGUCCCUGUUGGACAAUACAAACUGUCCCAAAGAAGUUGUGGCACUGGAUAGAAAUAAGGCUGCCAGUUCUACUCCAGUUCAGACUCCAAACUGUACUCCUGUGGUGUAUGAAAAGCCAACAUUUGUGACCAACACUGCUGAAACCAUGUGCUCCUCUGUUCAUCAAACAGAAUGCAGUCCGAAUUCAGCCCAACUUGUAAAAUCUGUCUUUGUGAAAAACGUCGGUUGGGCUUCUCAGCUGACCAGUGGAGCCGUGUGGGUUCAGUUUAAUGAUGGAUCCCAGCUGGUGGCCCAAGCAGGUGUUUCUUCUAUCACUUACACAUCUCCAGAUGGCCAGACAACCAGGUAUGGAGAAAAUGAUAAGUUGCCAGAAUACAUCAAAGAGAAACUGCACUGUCUGUCUUCUAUUCUUGUGAUGUUUACCAGUCCAGCUGGUGCUCACUGAUUAAAGCAAACCGGGUGUCACGUCAUGAGAGCUUAAUAAACUCACUCACUGACUUUUAAGU